AUGUUGUUAAGGCUACCCAUACCAAAGCUGGAGGAGACUAUGAAGAGGUAUUUAACUUCCAAGAGGCCCCUGUUGAAUGAUGACCAGUUCAGGUUUGUAGGGGCAACUAAUAUUGUGUGGUCAGCUCUUCGCUUCAUGAAAACACUUCGAGCUGGAGUACUGGAGCCUGAGGUUUUUAACCUAAACCCAGCAAAGAGUGACACAGACGGAUUCAAAAGGUUCAUCCGCUGGGUCCCGUCUUCUCUGUCUUGGUAUGGAGCAUACAUGAUGAAUGCUUACCCCCUGGACAUGUCUCAGUACUAUUGCCUCUUUAACUCAAUGGAUCCAAAAUGUGGGCGGGAUGAGCUCUUCACUAAUGAGAAAGGGCGACAUCUCUUAGUUAUGAGAAAAGGCAACAUGUAUGUGUUUAACGUCGUAGACAGAGAUGGGAAUUUAGGGAAGCCUGCAGAGAUCCAGUCCCACUUACAGUACAUUUUGUCUGAUCCGACACCAACCACCGCCUCUCUUGGGGUGCUGACCAGUGAGAACAGGGAUGGGUGGGCCCGGCUAAGGGAAAAACUGAUAGCUGCUGGAAACUUCAAGAAGGGUGGGAAGAAACAGCUAAAGAAAAGUAAGUUGAGUCCAGAUGCUAUAGCCCAGCUGGCUUUUCAGAUGGGCUUUCUGAGGCAGUAUAGAGAGACAGUGGCCACAAAAGCAAGGGAGAACUUUGAUUCAGCUGUGUCAAAACUCACUAUUGAUGCCAUGGAGUUCAAGAAGGGUGGGAAGAAACAGCUAAAGAAGAGCAAGUUGAGUCCAGAUGCUAUAGCCCAGCUGGCUUUUCAGAUGGGCUUUCUGAGGCAGUAUAGAGAGACAGUGGCCACAUAUGAGUCGUGCAGCACUGCAGCAUUCAAGCAUGGCCGCUUAAAUCCUAUGCCCAGGAGAUAG
Platichthys flesus (European flounder) is the source of this 924-nucleotide messenger RNA. RefSeq names its product carnitine O-palmitoyltransferase 2, mitochondrial-like. Gene Ontology annotation, molecular function: carnitine O-palmitoyltransferase activity. Gene Ontology annotation, biological process: fatty acid beta-oxidation. NCBI's taxonomy places the organism in Eukaryota, Metazoa, Chordata, Actinopteri, Pleuronectiformes, Pleuronectidae. The record is from RefSeq and is a predicted model, not a curated record. Gene Ontology annotation, cellular component: mitochondrion.